Messenger RNA from Syngnathus typhle (broad-nosed pipefish), 883 nucleotides. RefSeq names its product guanidinoacetate N-methyltransferase (gene gamt). Bases 53 to 769 code for a protein of 238 amino acids. Gene Ontology annotation, cellular component: nucleus; cytoplasm. Lineage: Eukaryota; Metazoa; Chordata; Actinopteri; Syngnathiformes; Syngnathidae. Gene Ontology annotation, molecular function: guanidinoacetate N-methyltransferase activity. The transcript has 6 exons. Gene Ontology annotation, biological process: creatine biosynthetic process. The record is from RefSeq and is a predicted model, not a curated record.
UCGCCUUUCGCCCCUUUACGCCGUGCAGACAGUCUUGCCGGGCACAAGCAAAAUGAGCAGCAGCGCCUCACUCGAUCAACCCAUUUUCUCCAAGGGGGAGGACUGCAAAUCCUCGUGGCACGGCGCCAACGCUGGCUACAAUGAAGCCGAUACUCACCUGGAGAUUAUGGGCAAACCCGUGAUGGAGCGCUGGGAGACCCCGUACAUGCACUCCCUGGCAACGGUGGCAGCCUCCAAAGGCGGUCGGGUUCUGGAGAUCGGUUUCGGCAUGGCCAUUGCUGCCACUAAAGUGGAAUCCUUCCCCAUUGAGGAGCACUGGAUCAUCGAGUGCAACGACGGCGUCUUUAGCCGACUGGAGAACUGGGCCAAGUCUCAACCGCACAAGGUUGUCCCCCUCAAGGGCCUCUGGGAGCAGGUUGUACCCACCCUGCCGGAUAACCAUUUUGACGGUAUCCUGUAUGACACAUACCCUCUGUCUGAAGACAAAUGGCACACACACCAGUUUGACUUUAUCAAGGGUCACGCUCACCGAUUGCUGAAGCCCGGCGGCGUCCUCACCUACUGCAAUCUGACCUCCUGGGGCGAGCUGCUCAAGGGCAAAUAUAACAAUAUCGAGACUAUGUUUCAGGAGAGCCAGGUGCCUCAUCUGCUUGAAGCCGGCUUCAAGAAGGAGAAGAUAAGCACCACCACCAUGGACAUUGCACCUCCCACUGAGUGCAAAUACUAUUCCUUCCAUAAGAUGAUCACCCCCACCAUUUACAAAGAGUAAAGUGCAAAGCACUGCAGAAGAUUCCGUUUUUUUUUUUACUAGUAUGCGCCUUCUCUGACGAUCUCUCCUUAUUCUUGUUUGCCUUCUUUCAAUAAAACCAAGUCCAUGGCAUGA